Molecule: messenger RNA, 399 nt
Organism: Hepatospora eriocheir
Lineage: Eukaryota; Fungi; Microsporidia; Hepatosporidae
Source: the annotation of a GenBank genome assembly
AUGGCAUCACCACUCAAGAGCACAGGAAAAGCACCAGUUAAAGCAGUAGGUACACCAAGUCAACCAGGUGAAAAGAAGAAGAGGAGGAAAACUGAUGGACUUAAUAGUUCUAUCUUUAGAGCACCAACUAAAAGAAUGAUUAGAGAUUCAGUAGGUGAGUCCCAUGUUACAUGUACUAAGCAAGGUCUUACUGUAUUUUGUGAGUUAGCACAUAAAAUGUUGUAUAUGAUAGGUGAGAAUCUUAGAGAAUUGGGACACAAAGGUAAGAAGAAGACUGUCGGUAGAAGAGAAAUUGAGACUGCUGUUAUGUUGGUAUUUGAUGGAGAAAUGUCUAGAAUUAUGUUAAGAGAAAUGAGAUCCACCAUUAGUAAGUCUCAAGCUAAAUCAGCAAAUAAAUAA